AAAGCAGCUGCGCUCACUCCAGCGUGCGGACUGAAGCUGAUGCGCGUGAACAACAACUCAACCGAGCGCAGCCGGUGUUACAUCUCUGUAAUGCACUUUAUGUUCGCCUGUUUUUAACUGCAAGUGCCUCAACCAAGACUUAAGAAUAACUAAUAUGUAUUCGCAGUCAGGAUAUGCAAUUUCCUCCAGAAGUGAACCAAUGCAUCUCCGUUUGAGGAACUUGAUUCGCCCUGGAGUCUCAAUGUCAUCCUGAAGCUGAGCGAUGCCCGAGGAACUUUCCAGAUAGAUCAAUGUUAUGAACUUACAGUAUGCCUUCAUUACACCAUGGCGCUAUUUUCAUUGGAGUAUUUUUGAUAGUCACCGGUGGCUCCACCGCGUUUCUAACUUCUAACCAAAGUCGUCUGCAGGCGUUCAGCAUGUGCUGCGUGGUGCUCGGGGCGGUCAUGCUCAUAUUAGGACUUUUCUGGGCGAUGAACGGCAAGAGAAACCCGGUGCCUUAUAAUGAAGAGUACAGUCACGACUACAGCCAGGUCCUGUUCACCCCACCGCCCGGAAACCACUUCCCUGAGUCCCAGUCCGUCUUUCUACACGGGACUUUGCAAAGACGAGGUGUAUACGGUGAAGAUUUGGACUAUCCCCCAAUGGAGCCAACGUGUUUCAGUCCUACUAGUCGUGUCCGGCCGCCUCACUGGGACAUGGAGCCUCCUCCGCCAUAUGAAGUGGCCAUCAAAACCACCAGGAGCUCCACACAACUGAGACGUAGCUUCUCAGACACACACCUCCUCACUGAGCCUCUGUUUGGACGCUCCAGGGAGAUCAGCUUCGAAGUGUGAUAUCUAGACCAUGUGCAUCUCUUGAGACCCAAAAUAAGGAGCAAAACACACCCUGAAAUAUUUAAUAAGAAGUGCAAAACAGGCAUUGACCGUCCACUGCUUGUCCAGGAAGCGUUUGUGAUGAUUCUUGCGUCUUAAUUCCGUGUUUACAGCCUUACAUAGACAGAACUGUCGAAUUCUAUGCUUCCCCCCCCCCCAAGUAAAAUGAACUCUAAAUGUAAAACCUGUACAUGGAAGCUGAAGCGGAUGGAAGUAAUGCUGCAGUCACACUGGAGUUUGAGUUUUUGAGCUUUCUGCUGUACAGCGCUGCGAGAAGGGGUGGGAUUAAACAAGAUGAUUAGACAUUAAAAAGCAAGCGAUUGGUCCAUGUUUUAAAUUUCUGUCCAGAGAGGUCAUGUUUUGAUCUUUGAUUGGUAUCACGCAAUCACGUGAUGCAAUUUCGCAGGUCAGAGUUCACCAAGCUUGAACUUUCCAACGCAACGAACUGCGAAACUUGCCGCACAACAUUGUGUUUCCGGUCUGACGCAUUCACGUGCAUAUGAAUAGAAGUCUAUGGGGAGAAAAGUGCAGUGUGACCGCAGCUGAAGUGUUUAAUCACUCAAUAAACAAUCUAAUGCAGGAGGUUUUUAUUUUAGGUGUAUAAAUAAAUAUUAUUUUGCCUAUAUAUGUAUAUACAGUAUACUGUGCCCAGCAUAAAUGAGAUACACUCCUUACUGAUCUUUUUUUUUUUGUAUUAUUACAUUCUUUUGACAUUAUUCUUAAUGUUUGAGCAGGCACCACCAUUGCAAUCUUUUUGGCUCGAAACUUCCAGUCUCAUUCAUUAGAAAACAGCUGUGCUGCUUGUUGUGCUGCUUGAUGUUGCAAACUGAUUCAUUCAUUUUCUUUUCGGCUUAGUCCCUUUAUUAAUCUGGGGUCGCCACAGUGGAAUGAACCGCCAACUCAUCCAGCAUAUUUUUAACGCAGCGGAUGCACUUCCAGCCGCAACCUAUCACCGGGAAACAUUCAUACACUCUCAUACACACACACUCAUACACUAAGAAGUCUUUGGACUUGUGGGGGACACCGGAGCACCCAGAGGAAACCCACGUAAACACGGGGAGAACAUGCAAACUCCACACAGAAAUGCCAACUGACCCAGCCGAGGCUCGAACCAGUGACCUUCUUGCUGUGAGGCAACAGCACUACCUACUGCGCCACCGCGUCACCCAUGUUGCAAACUGAUAUUUUUUAUUAUAUUAUUAUACUUUUUAUGUAUAGUCAUGAACAUACUUGUUUGUAGAGCUAGUUUAAUUGUUUUCUGCCGUUUAUUAGGCUAUUCCUAGUCAUUUCUUCCAUAGGCAACUGAGACAGAAGUUCUAAAACAAUCCCAAAAACAAGCACACUUCCACAUUGAAGAAUAAGGUCAAUAGGAUGCUAUACAACUACAUAUGUGUGUAUAUACACUGAAAAAAAUGUUGCAAACGAUUUAGAUGGGUUGAAUUUAAACAAAUCAAAUUUAGUAAUGUUCAACUUAAUUUGUUAGUUUAAAUUCAGCCCAAAUAAACUGUUUACAACCACUUACCUUUAAAAAUUUAGUAAAUUCAAGGAAUCAACUUUGAAUUUUUUUUUCACACACACACACAUGCACGCACACACACACACACACGCACGCACGCACGCACAAGCACGCACGCACGCACGCACGCACACACACACACACACACACACACACACACACACACACACAUUACAUUUGCCAGUACUGGAGCUAAUCAAACAAAAUAACUCGAAGUGCAAAAAUAAGUACACCAAAAUGAAUAUGCUAGGAAAAUAUAAUCAAAUUGUAAUGAAGAGGAAAAAUAAAACAAUAUUAAAUUUAAUACUUUAGUAAUUAGUUUUUUUGCAACACCUAAUUAGAAUUUAAUGUAUUAUCUUUAUUCCUAAAUAUGUUGACCACAGUGUUAUUAUUGGCCCGUUUCCACUGAGUGGUACGGUACGGUUCGGUACGCUUUUAUGGCCGUUUCCACUGUCAAAAAGCGUACCGAACCGAACCGUACCGUACCACUUUUUCGGCACCCUUUCGAAAGGGUACCAAACACGAGAAAGUGUACCAAAAGGCGGAGCCACACGCGCAGCUGAACUCUAUUGGUUUACAGAGAGGCGUCAUUCGCUUACGCAACAAGCCAGAAUAAAAACAAAAAACCCGCCAUGUUUGAAAUACACAGCCGACGAGCCGAGACAUUACAGCGGAAUGAUUUAUACAUAUAAUAACGAGCCAUGGUCGACCCGGGCUCAAACAAACCUUGUCGUCGUCUUAAUAAACAGCCACAAAUCCAAGAAGAAGAGCAGAUUUACCCUGUGCCCCGUAGUUUUUUACGAGCCAAUCUGAGGCGCGAGCGGUUUCGCUUUCUUGCUAGCGCUCGCGCGCGUCUAAUGGCCCGUUUCCACUGAGUGGUACGGUACGGUUCGGUUUGGUUUGGUACGCUUUUAUGGCCGUUUCCACUGUCAAAAAGCGUACCGAACCGAACCGUACCGUACCACUUUUUCGGCACCCUUUCGAAAGGGUACCAAAGACGAGAAAGGGUACCAAAAGGCGGAGCCACACGCGCAGCUGAACGCUAUUGGUUUACAGAGAUACGUCAUUCGCUUACGCAACAAGCCAGAAUGAAAACAAAAAACCCGCCAUGUUUGAAAAACACAGCGAGAGAUUUUAGCGGAAUUAUAAAUACAUAUAAUAACGAGCCAUGGUCGAUCUGGGCUCAAACAAACCUUGUCGUCAUCUUGAUGGACAGCCACAAAUCCAAGAAGGAGCAGAUUUACCCUGUGCCCCGUAGUUUUUUACGAGCCAGUCUGAGGCGCGAGCGGUUUCGCUUUCUUGCUAGCGCUCGCGCGCGUCUAACAUUAUAUCUGAAAUAACAAACUUCUUGAGCUGAUGAUAAUAACCUGCGCUUGAUUAUUGACGUGCUUUUGAAACCCGAUCCUGUCAGACACUGACAAACGCGAGAGUGAAGCGCGAAGAAACAAAAGAGAAGCCGGGAAAAAAGGAGCACAUUAAAUACGGGCGAAAUGUCUACUUUAUGUAGUUCUUCUGUAGUUGGGAACAUAUCGGAGACUGUAAGGGGCUGUAUGUGUUUAUAUAUGUUCAUUUAUUUAGUUAUUUAAUAUAAUUACAGACGUUACAGUAGGCUGUUUCGCACUGUCUUUGAUCUGCAGUUAUAAUCAACUCAUGUUCAUAGAAAAGUUAGUAAUAAACAUUUCUACACAAUUAUUUAUAUUUAUGAAGCAUCUGUUUUGUGAGAAGUGCUUCUCAUAUGAUAUGUAAGUGACCCAUACAGCUUUAUUGUAGACAUUUCCUGGAGCGAGAAUGACGUCGACUGAAACUUUCUGUCAUACACCACGCCCACCAAAAAGGUACCCUUGUUAGUGGAAACGCAAGCCUGAUAAAGGUGACCCGUACCAAACCGUACCGUACCGUACCGUACCAGUCAGUGGAAACGAGCCAUAACAUUAUAUCUGAAAUAACAAACUUCUUGAGCUGAUGAUAAUAACCUGCGCUUGAUUAUUGACGUGCUUUUGAAACCCGAUCCUGUCAGACACUGACAAACGCGAGAGUGAAGCGUAAAGAAACAAGAGAGGAGCCGGAAAAAAAGGAGCACAUUAUUUCAGCAAACAUGAACAAAAUGCCAUGUAUAACUAACUUAUUAUCUUCACAUUUUGGACCAAUAUGAACUCAGAAUGACGGAAUUACUGUCUAACAGAGGCUACAUGUGCUGCUGAAGAUUACAGACACAGAUAAGAGGUUUUCACUGACUGUAUAGGCUAUAAUUUGUGUUGUUUUCAACCUAAAUACUGACGAAAUGUCUGCUGUGUAGUUCUUCUGUAGUUGGUAACAUAUCGGAGACUGUAAGGGGCUGUAUGUGUUUAUAUAUGUUCAUUUAUUUAGUUAUUUAAUAUAAUAACAGACGUUACAGUACGCUGUUUCGCACUAUCAUUUAACUGCAGUUAUAAU
Messenger RNA from Danio aesculapii, 4821 nucleotides. RefSeq lists its product as uncharacterized. The transcript has 2 exons. Lineage: Eukaryota; Metazoa; Chordata; Actinopteri; Cypriniformes; Danionidae. Bases 309 to 833 code for a protein of 174 amino acids. The record is from RefSeq and is a predicted model, not a curated record.